Molecule: messenger RNA, 3710 nt
Organism: Paramisgurnus dabryanus
Lineage: Eukaryota; Metazoa; Chordata; Actinopteri; Cypriniformes; Cobitidae
Gene: lrp10
Product: low density lipoprotein receptor-related protein 10
Cellular component (GO): plasma membrane
Molecular function (GO): protein binding; low-density lipoprotein particle receptor activity
Source: RefSeq, a predicted model, not a curated record
CCUCGCGCACGUCAUACGAAACAGAUCUCACGGAAGUGGCUAAGAGCGAAUGUCAACAAGAAGAAAGACGAAGAAACGCUAAAAACUUCCAUCAAGACACAUCCGUGACGAUGAAGCCUUUAACUGUGGCGAGCUGAUGGAUCUACCGACCGUAUUUUUUUAAUGAUCUUUGUUUCUUAUUUUGUGUUUUAUGAGACAACGACAGUCAUUGGCUUGUAAGAAUGUCUGUUUCUCACAGACUUUGCGUCCUAGGUCUCUUAGUUUUAUCAGUUCCCAGCACUCUGGAGCUGGCCUCCAGUAAUGCUCGUUGUGACCGUUCACCCAAAAUACUACAAACUAGACAAGGAAAGAUUCGUAACUCUGCCCUUCAAACCUGGUCACCCCGUCCAGUUGACUGCAGUUGGCUGAUAACAUCACCAGUUGGGAACCGUGUAAUCUUCAGUUUUUCCCAGUUUUACAUGAAGUGUGGACGCGAGUGGUUGUCCGUGGCUUCUCUAACUGACAGACCGGUUAAACUCUGCGGCACCCAGUCGCCAGCACCAUUCGAGUUGACAGGAGGAAACAUAACAGUGACGCACCACUUCUUCCCUCAUUUUUACCCAGUAUCAGAGUUUAAACUUUCUUAUAUUAAAGACUCGGGUCCCUGUUUUCCAGGCGAGUUUGAAUGUUACAGUGAACGUUGUCUUCCUGCAUCAUGGCGUUGUAACGGGCGGGUCGAAUGUCUUGGGGAAGGGGAUCAACUUGGCUCUGACGAGUAUGGAUGCGAUGACAGCAAACCAGACUUUCCCUUGUUGCCCCACAAAGACUACGUAAAUCACAUCCCUUCUAUCGAGACCACCACCAACACCAUACCAAUCCCAUUAUUCAACACAAAUGUGCCACCACCUGAGGAACCAGACUUUCCCUUGUUGCCCCACGGAGGUCCAUGUGGGGGUUACUUGGAUGCAUUUUACGGGUCAUACCCCCCUGUGCUAACAGGAAAAACGUUGCAGUGUGUGUGGACGGUUGACCCCCAUGAUUCACGACCACUUAAACUAGAGCUUCAGCAACUGGCUCUCGAUCGUAAUGACACGAUUAUAAUCACGGACCAGCCUUAUGGCACUGGCAACAUCAUUAAAACUAUCAACAAUAUGUCCAAUAACAAAGCAGUAGAGGUGGAAUCCCACACUGGUUUGCUUUCCCUGAUCUACCGUACGCCGUCUGCCUCGAAAGGGUGGGGCUUUAAUGCAACCUACAGAAUCAAAGAUUACUGCUUUCCGUGGGAGGGGCUUUGCGGGGGAUCGUUGGGAGGCUGUUACACUCAGAAGCAGCGUUGCGAUGGGCACUGGGACUGUCCUGAAACGGGCCUGGACGAAGAGGCGUGCGGCGGCUGCCCGGCUGGGCACUUCCUUUGUGGGGCGGGUAACUUGCAGAAGACAGGCCACCAAAUGAUCCGUUCGGUCUGCUUUUCCAUUAAUGAGCGCUGCAAUUACCAACUUAACUGUGCAGAUGGAAGUGAUGAGAGAGAAUGUACCAUUUGUCAACAUGGGACAUUUCACUGUGACAGUGACAGGUGUGUGUUUGAGAGCUGGCGCUGUGAUGGACAAGUGGACUGUAAGGAUGGCACGGAUGAACUUAACUGCACUGUGACUCUGCCCCGGAAAGUCAUAACUGCAGCCACAGUUGGAAGCUUAGUUUGCGGACUUCUGCUAGUCAUCGCAAUGGGUUGCACUUGCAAACUGUACUCACUGCGCACUCGAGAGUACAGCAUGUUUGCACCAAUCACUCGGCAGGAAGCAGAACUGAUUCAGCAGCAGGCCCCACCCUCUUAUGGUCAACUGAUCGCUCAGGGCAUCAUUCCACCAGUGGAAGACUUCCCUACCGAGAACCCCAAUGAGGCUGCCUCGCUCUCUCUAAGGGGAAUACUACAGCUUCUCAGGCAGGACACAUCUUCCUCUCCACGGCGAAGACGCAGGCCCCGGUUUGUACGCAGAGCUGUCCGUCGCCUGCGAAGGUGGGGCUUGAUUCCCCGUCCUGCCCCCAGGUCGACACACACCACAGCAACUGCCUCUCAACAGACAGAGGAUACCCCAGGCUCUGAGCCCAGCCACUCAAGUCCUGGAGUUUCCUCGUUGGCUACAGAGGUGGCAAUUCAGCCCUUGCCUCAAAAACUCUGUUUAUCCCAACAGACAGAAACGCCACAGCAGCAAGCCGAGGCUCCUCCUUCCUUGUCGCCUCCUAUCCAGCCAAUUAAUACUCAUGAAACAGUGCCUGUUCCUGUUCCCCCGAGCAGCCCAUCUCUGGCAUUACUCUUCCAAACACUGGGCCGGAGCAUCUCCCGUUUUAGACCGUCCUCUUCCCCUACCUUUAAUCCUCUAUCAGCAUCCCCAUCUUUUUCCUCCUCUUCCUUAGAAGAUGAAGUGCUGCUGAUCCCGCUCUCGGAUGACACGACCUCUGAGGAUGAUGUGCCCUUGCUGACUUAAGAGAUACUUUUAUUAGAACCAUUUAUUUUAUUUUUUGUCUUUGUGGUUCAGUCUUUCGCUCCACUUUGUUUUUCGCUAUCCCUGCCUCUCAGCACGUUAGCGUCACCAUGUUUGCUUCUUGUGCUGGCUUGGUGCCUUAUCGAUCUGUUUUCCUGACCUAAAUGAACGAGUAUUCAAUUAACGUGGCAGAAUAUUUGACAAGUGACUGUGUGUGUGUGUGUGUACAGGUAUGGCUAUACUUGUGAGGGUCAGAUUUUUGAAAAUGUUCUCACAAAUAUACUGAAACAUCUUAUGAGGACAUUUAAAGCUCAAAUCAGCCAAAACAUGUUUCACUUGGUCUAAUAGUGUCAAUAGGCUUGUGUCAGAGUUAGAGAAUAAAAAAUGUAAUUUGCCAGGUAUGAGAUUUAGUGAAACAAACACUGUGCACUUAUCAUGAGUGUUAUGUAUACUAGAAGAAACAUUUGCACAAAGAAUCCUCCCCUAGCUGGCUUAGGAAACAUUUUAAACUGAUUACAAAUCUAAAAAUUAAAAGUUAGCACUGCUUUAUACAUUUUAUAGACUUCAGUUGACGUGGUUGUGUAUUGUACAUACGUAUAAGUUUACCUACAGGCCACGUGGUUUCUUGUGUGUGUGUUCCUAAGAAGUGCCUAUGAUAGAGCUUCCUGUAUGAUGGUAUGGACUGCGUAUGUGCUUGCACGUAGGGCCAAACACACUUGCACAAAAUGUUAACACAUAGAUGUAGAAAAAUACCCUUGCUAUGUAUGUGUUAGUGCAUGGCAACCUUGGCAAUAAUGUAUGUGUGUGUUUGUGUGUGUGUUAGCUGGUUAGCUAACUAGCUGCAAGUGAUUAUCCACAAUCCCUCUGAUGCACUUUAAUGUGCACAAACCACCUGAAUGACGUCACUGUGACAUCACAGUAACUUGAAUAAGUCUAUCAAAAAUUAAAAAAAUGUAGAUUUUAUACUUUAAAGUUUCUUUGUAAAUGGAUGCCUGGUCUAAGUGCCAUAUCUGUAGUCACCUGAUUUCUGCUACUGUUACAAUCUCUCAUUUCACUCCUUGUCACCCCGUCGAUUGUCGUUUUAACAUGUAUUUUUAUGUCGACAUGUUUAACUCAUCUGCUGAAUAGGGAUUGUAAUAGAAAAAGGUGGGUGGGAAUUAUCAUAGAUGAUGAUAGUAAGAUGUAUUUCACUGUAUAUAUUUGCUAUACCAGUUGGAAAAUCCACAAAGAAUAAAAUGAUUUGCACUUUUA